Macadamia integrifolia is the source of this 561-nucleotide messenger RNA. RefSeq lists its product as uncharacterized. Lineage: Eukaryota; Viridiplantae; Streptophyta; Magnoliopsida; Proteales; Proteaceae. The transcript is spliced from 2 exons. The coding region runs from base 1 to 561 and encodes 186 amino acids. The record is from RefSeq and is a predicted model, not a curated record.
AUGGAACAAUAUGGUCUUGAUGUAGUUGCUACCAAUGUCAUGUUCCAUUCUACUGCAAAGGGAGUAUGGGAUGAUUUACGAGAAACCUACUCUCAGGAAAAGAACAUGACACGAAUUUAUGAUAUUUAUGAGAAACUGUUUUGGUUUUUCCAGUCUGAAAAAUCUCUUUCAGAGUAUUACAAUACAUUCAGGGGAAUGGUGGAAAAACUCAAUGUUUUCCAGCCCUUGACCACUGAUAUUGACAAGCUGAAGGCUCAGCGUAAUGAAUUUUUUAUCUCCAAGUUUUUGGCUGGCCUGAAUAAUGAUCUGAAGGCUGUGAAGAGUCACUUGCGGUGUAUCACCUCCUCCACCAAGCCUGAUCAGUCUUCCAAAGACAACUCUGCUUUUGUUGCUAACCAUGGCCGCUGUCACAGUCGUUGGGGCGGACGUGGCUCUACUGGUAGGGGGUCUACUGGACAAUCAUCUGUUCGUACUGCUCGACAUUGCACAUAUUGUGGGAAGCCUAAUCAUACAGUUGAGACUUGUUGGGCCAAGCAUGGCAAGUCAGAAUGGGCAACCUAG